Messenger RNA from Rotaria sp. Silwood2, 444 nucleotides. The record is from the annotation of a GenBank genome assembly. NCBI's taxonomy places the organism in Eukaryota, Metazoa, Rotifera, Eurotatoria, Philodinida, Philodinidae.
AUGGCUGGUGUAGCAAAAAUCUUUGAUGGUCAUAUUCUGAAUAAAUCAAAAGGAUUAGUUGAUCUUAAUGAUGAAAAAUAUAAAGGAAAAAUAAUUGGUCUUUAUUUUAGUGCUCAUUGGUGUCCACCAUGUCGUGGUUUUACUCCAGUAUUGAUUGAAUUUUAUAAGACAAAUGCAGAAAAGAAAAAUUUUGAAAUAAUAUUUAUAAGUUCUGAUAGUGAUGAAAAAUCAUUUGAUGAAUAUUAUAAAGAUAUGCCAUGGUUAUCGUUAGAUUUUAACGAACGUAAAAAAAAAGAAGAAUUAGGAAAAAAAUAUAAUGUUACUGGCAUUCCAACAUUAAUUUUACUUGAUGGAGAUUCAGGAGAUAUUGUUUCUACUGAUGGAAGAAAUCAAAUUCAAUCGAAAGAUACCAAAGGAGAAAAUUUUCCAUGGAAAUCAUCAUAG